Messenger RNA from Hippocampus comes (tiger tail seahorse), 1837 nucleotides. RefSeq names its product calcium binding protein 4 (gene cabp4). The transcript is spliced from 7 exons. The coding region runs from base 252 to 1034 and encodes 260 amino acids. Lineage: Eukaryota; Metazoa; Chordata; Actinopteri; Syngnathiformes; Syngnathidae. Gene Ontology annotation, cellular component: cytoplasm. Gene Ontology annotation, molecular function: calcium channel regulator activity; calcium ion binding. The record is from RefSeq and is a predicted model, not a curated record.
AAUGACUGUCAUGACUGUAAAACUCAACAAGUGACGUCUCUCAGUCAUGCCGGACAAAAGCAUUAGGACACCGGCAGAGUCUUGCUGCUAUGCAUGGGAGUCUGCUGACUUCAAAUAACCCCACUUCAAUAUUCUUCUUCUUCUCUUUCCCACCUUUUCCCCAAAGUCAGCCAAGAUGAGCUCCAGCUGACACAUGGCAAAGCAAAAGAACAUGGAAUUGAUGAAUCUGUGGAAUUUUUCUCUUUUCAAAUAUGUUGUCUCUUUCCAGCAGGAUGUCUUUAAAAAGUGGAAAGGGAGGACCAGAAAGCCGACCAUCGUCUGCAGCCAGCAUUUCUCUUCGAGGGGCGAGGAGUCCAGUAGCCGGCAGAUCCCUGACCACCGGCCGAUUUAAAAAUAAGGCUCUUCAGCUCAGCCUCUCCAAGAAAUUCUGCUCAAAGUCUCCCACGACUCAGAAAAAGGGCAACGGUGGUGGUGAGGAGGAACGUCAUCGGCGCGGCAAACGGAGCCUCAGUAACAGCUCAGCAGUGGCUGCCGCCUACAUCGCAUACCUCAAUAAACUCUUUGGACAGGAACGAGAGCUGAUGCCCCUGGAGUUGGAUGAGUUGCGAGAGGCCUUUAAGGAGUUUGACUAUGAUGCAGAUGGCUUUAUACAUUACAAAGACAUUGCUGACUGCAUGAGGACCAUGGGAUACAUGCCUACAGAGAUGGAACUGAUCGAGAUCAUCCAGCAGAUCAAGAUGAGAUGGGGUGGCCACGUGGAUUUUGACGACUUUUGCGAGUUAAUGGGCCCGAGGAUGCUCGCUGAGACUGCUCACAUGGUUGGGCUGAAGGAGCUCCGCUGUGCCUUCAAACAGUUUGACUGCAAUGGGGACGGUAAAAUCACAUUUGAGGAGCUGAAGGAUGGGAUGAAGACCCUCCUUGGAGAGAAGCUGAAAAAGGGCGAGCUAGAGGAGAUCCUUGGUGACAUUGACCUAAACAAAGACGGCAACAUCGACUUUGAUGGUGAGCAGCUGACAGAAAGAGAUGUCCCAUAGUUAGUUGAGUGAGUGUAAGUCAUCAAGGCUUUAACAUUUGUCACCAGAAAAAUCAAUGAGCAAGUCACAAUGAUUUGAGGUCAAUGGGACCUGGUUGGACUCCGCUUCUUGCCCUAAUUCAGCUGGGAUUGGCUCUCGCUUACCUGUGACCCUAAUAAGGACGAAUUGAAGGAUAUGAAGUUUUUUUUUCACAGAAUUGUUUUUACAGAUUCUUUGCAAGCAUUAUUUGUUCAGAUUGGCUUUUCCUGGUUUUGUGUCGCCAGCGCUUUCUGUUGAUACUUUUUCUGUAAGUAUAUAUUUUUUUGUGCCGUUAUUCGUCUGAGUCUACAUUUGUGCAAUAUGCUUACCAUAUGGUCCAUUUUCGGAUCGUGCCAGUUUAUUUUGUAAUAUUUUAAUCGCAGCGUUGAAACCGAGUUAUCUUAUGGUGUCUUAGAGUACCGGUAACUAAGGAAAGAACCCUUAUUUUUUGAUUUCCUAUUUUUGAUGAACACUUAUGAUUCCCAACUAUGUUACUGCAUUUUAAUGCUUUCAUGAUGAUGCUUGGCAUUUGUUGAGGUGGUGCUUAGUGUGAAACGAAAACUGUGUUGAAAAAAAAAUCAUGCAGUGAAAAGAACAAAAAUUGGGAACAUGCAUUCUAAUUUUUAAACUUCUCAAGUGAUUUUUAAAAUGUGAGAGACCCCUCACAUGAUGAAGAAAUCUCUCUAGUUUAAUCGAAUCAUGCGUAUGAUUGUCUGGCUGUGUGUGAGUCAAUUAAACUUUUUUUUUCCAAACAAUUCAUCACAAAACAUUAUUCAAAUCUAGUU